AUGAAAAGGGGAUGGGUCCUCCAACAAACUUCCGAAAAGAAGAAUUACCAGCUUGCUUCUCUGAUGCAGAGUCAGUCCUCUCGCCGACCCAAACUCCGACAGCGACCAGAUCUGACAAAUCAAUCACAGCACGCUGACCUCGCAGGACAGUCACACAGCGACCACGGAGAAGGACGAAACAACGAUCGAGAUGGUGUCUAUACCAUCAUCACCAAAGACCAAGAUGCAGGGCCAUGUUCGAAGACUAAGUGCAAGACUGUCGCAGUCUAUCUCCAUGAGCGGAUGAAUCCUUCCCGUUGGUGGCAACCGAGCCCAGCUGCAGGCCAUCGGCACCAAGGACCCGACCGAACCGAUUGA
This is a messenger RNA of Penicillium paradoxum, 357 nucleotides long. RefSeq lists its product as uncharacterized. The record is from RefSeq and is a predicted model, not a curated record. The coding region runs from base 1 to 357 and encodes 118 amino acids. NCBI's taxonomy places the organism in Eukaryota, Fungi, Ascomycota, Eurotiomycetes, Eurotiales, Aspergillaceae. The transcript has 2 exons.